AUGGUUCAAAUAAGCGAGGUCAAAAACCAGGGUCGCGACAAUCGCACCUCAGCGCACACCCACAUCAAAGGCCUGGGCCUGACGCUUUCUGGCACCGCCGACAAGCAAGCUGCAGGAUUCGUGGGUCAGCAGACAGCACGCGAGGCAUGCGGUGUCGUCGUCGAUCUCAUCAAAGCCCACAAGAUGGCGGGCCGAGGCGUGUUGCUUGCAGGAGGACCUGGCACAGGCAAGACAGCCCUUGCGCUUGCCAUCAGCCAAGAGCUAGGAACCAAGAUACCGUUCUGCCCCAUUGUUGGCAGCGAAAUCUACUCGUCGGAAGUCAAGAAGACGGAGGUGCUCAUGGAGAACUUCCGAAGAGCGAUUGGUCUCAAGGUCCGGGAAACGAAAGAGGUGUACGAGGGCGAGGUCACUGAGCUCACACCAGAAGAGGCGGAGAACCCGCUUGGCGGCUACGGCAAGACCAUCAGCACGCUUCUGAUCGGCCUCAAGAGCGCAAAGGGCCAAAAGAAACUGCGGUUGGAUCCAAGCAUCUACGAGGCGAUACAGAAGGAGCGGGUCACCGUUGGUGAUGUCGUCUACAUCGAGGCCAACACUGGUGCAUGCAAACGCGUCGGUCGCUCUGAUGCCUACGCGACCGAGUUUGACCUGGAGGCUGAGGAAUACGUCCCAAUCCCCAAGGGUGAGGUGCACAAGAAGAAAGAAAUCGUACAAGACGUGACACUGCAUGAUCUCGACGUGGCAAACGCGAGGCCACAGGGUGGCCAGGAUAUCAUGUCAAUGAUGGGCCAGCUGAUGAAGCCGAAGAUGACCGAGAUUACAGACAAGCUGAGAGGGGAGAUCAACAAGGUUGUCAGCAAGUACAUUGACCAGGGUGUUGCGGAACUGGUCUCCGGCGUCUUGUUCAUUGACGAGGCGCACAUGCUCGAUGUCGAGUGUUUCACAUACCUCAACAAGGCCCUGGAGUCGCCAAUCUCACCAAUCGUUGUGCUUGCGUCAAAUCGGGGCAUGGCUACGAUCCGUGGUACCGAUGAUAUUGUCGCGGCUCACGGGAUCCCUCCCGACUUUUUGGCCCGUCUCCUCAUCAUCCCCACCACACCCUACGACGCAGAGGAGAUCCAACGGAUUGUACGGAUCCGAAGCUCCACCGAGGGGGUCUCGAUUACCGGCGCGGCCAUUGACAAGAUUGCGGAACACGGGGUGCGGAUCAGCUUGCGGUACUGCCUGCAGCUUCUGACGCCAGCAAGCAUCCUCGCACGAGUGAACGGUCGCACCCAGAUUGACGUCCAGGAUGUUGCCGAAUGCGAGGACCUGUUCCUCGACGCUCGGCGCAGCGCAGCCCUGCUCAGCAGUGAGACAGGCAAGGGAUAUCUGCCUUGA
Molecule: messenger RNA, 1377 nt
Organism: Diaporthe citri
Lineage: Eukaryota; Fungi; Ascomycota; Sordariomycetes; Diaporthales; Diaporthaceae
Exons: 4
Coding region: 1-1377 (458 amino acids)
Biological process (GO): regulation of transcription by RNA polymerase II; chromatin remodeling; box C/D snoRNP assembly
Cellular component (GO): R2TP complex; Ino80 complex; NuA4 histone acetyltransferase complex
Molecular function (GO): DNA helicase activity; ATP binding; ATP hydrolysis activity
Source: RefSeq, a predicted model, not a curated record